Molecule: messenger RNA, 1670 nt
Organism: Neocloeon triangulifer
Lineage: Eukaryota; Metazoa; Arthropoda; Insecta; Ephemeroptera; Baetidae
Product: stimulator of interferon genes protein-like
Exons: 10
Coding region: 318-1316 (332 amino acids)
Biological process (GO): activation of innate immune response; positive regulation of type I interferon production; positive regulation of macroautophagy
Cellular component (GO): endoplasmic reticulum membrane; autophagosome
Molecular function (GO): cyclic-di-GMP binding; 2',3'-cyclic GMP-AMP binding
Source: RefSeq, a predicted model, not a curated record
GCGAUUUUUUUGUAAUUUUUAUUUUUUAUUUUUUUUUCCUCGAGCAAGUGGCAGUGUGCAAAAAAAUUAACUGCCAGAUGCCAGAGGUUGACUGCGUUGUUGUAUGUAUAUAGGUGUGGUGUGGGUUGGCUGCUGUAAAGAGAAAAGCAACUCGAAGAUUGCGAGGAAAGGCUACGCCGGGCCGGAGACACCAGACACGCUAAAAUCUUGAUCUUGAAGUUCGUUCGCAACAAGAGUCGUUCGUCUGACGCCGCCAGCCGCAGCAAGAAAGCCAAGAAAUCUGGCUUUUAGCUUUAGCUGAUUGAAAAGCAUAUGCUAUGGACCAUUUGCCGAAAGUGAUCGGUGGAGCUGCUGUCGCCACAGCAAGCCUCCUUUUCAAUGGCUACAUUGCUGAAAAUUGGGUAACUUUGGCCAGCUUUCCAGUUGGUGUAUAUGUGGGAGAAGUGACCACCAGGAUUUUCCUAUAUGCAAAAACAUUCUCCCCAAAGUCGCCCCUGAUAGAUAAAUAUUCUCUGUUGGACUUCUUCACAUCUAAUGAAAAGAAUCUUUCAUUGGUGGCGCUGCCACUUACUUCUCUAUAUGCUCUGCGGCACUGGGAAAGUCAAGGGUUGGCUGUGGCAGUCGGAGCCCUCUCAACCUUUCUAGCUCGAACCCUGCUAUUAAAAUCCUCUCCAUUGGUCGUCAAACAAAUGUUUGGUAGAGAUUUGAAUGGAAUCUACUAUGGACCUGCCAUUGCAUACAGCUAUUUUUAUGGCUAUUUCAAAAUCAUCCUGUUUCCUCAGGCUGAGGGACAAUCAUUCAAAAACAAAAUUGACGACUAUAUCGAGGCAAACAAAAGUGACACUGGAAAAAAGAUUUCCGUUCCAGACAAGCGUCUGCAAAUCCUGAUUCCUCUUUCUGGUGAAUUCAUUAGACAUUCCAGUUUGGCUGACAACUCUGAUGAUUGGAUUGUUCGAGCCAAAACUCCUGCCAUGGUUGAGGUUGACAGGGGUGCUAUUGGCGGUAGAAAAUAUCACAACACAAUGUACAGGAUCAAAAAACCUGAGAGCGAAGACGAGCCUGUUUAUGUUGUCGCAGAAUAUGCAACUCCAAUUAUCACUUACGUCGAAGCCUGCAAGUUCUCUGGUGAAACUGAUCUGAUGGAUUACAAGAGGGAGGCAAUCCUAAGUUUCACUGAAACUCUACAGCGGCUGAUUGAUAUGGAAAGUGAAACUAAAGACAACGUGAACUUGAUUCUCUAUGAGGGCGUAGACGAAAAAGGAAACCCUGUUAACUUGGCUCAUGUUCUUCUUAAAAACAUCCUACCUAAUAACUAAUUUUGUACGGCCAUUGUAUAACUGAAAACCUGUUGGCAGCAUUAAGAAGCCUUUUUUUAGACGAAUUAUUCUCUUGGGAUGGAUGAAAUCGAUUUCAGAGUUAAGACACACCAGUAAGAUGAAAUUUUGAAAAAUAAAUAAUGAUUCUCAUUUAAAAUGUUGCGCUAUAACAUUGAGUAAAAAUCAGUACAAAUAUAAAAAAUGGAUUUAUUGGCAUAUUGCUCAAAAUAAGCAACGAUGUAUAUGAUAAAUUAAUCUGCUUGUAAAGCACUUGAAAAUUAUUGUGAUAGAAGUGAUUGACAAUUUUUUUAAUUUUGCAUAAUAAAGACACAUUGAUGUAAAAUUCUUGCAUCA